Plectropomus leopardus (leopard coralgrouper) is the source of this 1531-nucleotide messenger RNA. RefSeq lists its product as uncharacterized. The record is from RefSeq and is a predicted model, not a curated record. Gene Ontology annotation, biological process: response to bacterium. NCBI's taxonomy places the organism in Eukaryota, Metazoa, Chordata, Actinopteri, Perciformes, Serranidae.
CGUAAAAAGAAACACUUUCGAAUGUGACUUUUGUUUUAACACAAAAAGAGUCCUGGCUGUGACAAUUUUUCAAACCGAAUCAUUACAAAAUGACCUCAACUGACUUUUCAAAUUCAGUCAAAUUAUAAGGCAGCCCAGACACUAACUUUUUAAAGUUGAAACAAAUCAUCUCUUUUUACAGUGCACUAAAAUCCUAUUGGGGUCACUAUGAGAGAACCACAGAAGGACUGUGAGUUCAGCUGCUUUUUUUUUUUUUUUUACAGUUUGAUACUUUCACACUGUAAACAACAGUAACAAAACACAUCUAUAAUUGAAUUGGUAAUACAAUUUGCUAUUUUUUUUAAUCAAGACCACGGUGAGGUCUUUUCCAUCAGAAUCAGACACAACAAAGACCCUCAUGUUCGACAUAGUCUCAACCCCCUUAUACAAUGUUGUUGGGGGUGGACGGGGGUGGAGCUCACUGUUAUAAAGUACCAUUGCAUUGCACAGUCAUAUGCACAAUGAGGAAAUUAAACUUGAUAACAGUUUUACUUCACUGCAGCCUCGGCUGGUUCUCUGUCUCAGUUUCUCAGUCUCAGACUGUGGAGGCUCAGUCAGGUGAAGAUGUCACACUGCUGUGCUCCAACUUUUCCAGUUCUCCCACUCAGAUCAUGUGGUUUAGAGUGGUUAAGAGAUCCCAACCCCGCUGUGUCGCCUUUAUGCUCGAACCCUUAGAGCAUAAAUUGUGCAAUGGAUUCCAAAAGGGAAAAUUUGAAAUGAGAUCAAACCUCUCGACUGUCUUUCUCAAAAUCAAACAAGCGAAUUCAUCCGACUCUGGACUGUAUUUCUGUGGAUUUUUCAUAAGCAGAAAACCCCUUAUUAUGGAUGCAAUAUAUUUAGAGGUUCAAGAAGCAUUUGAUGGAAUGGCAGAGAUAACAAACGUGAUCCUGGGCAGUUUGAUGGUUGUCUUUGUUGUGGGCACCCUUUGUCUGGCUGUUAAGUUCAGAAAGCUUCAGAAAGCUCAUGCUGAAGAACAGCAUCCACAACGAACAGAGAGUCAGGGCUCGGAUGAUCUGAACUAUGCAGCAGUGACGUUUCAUCCAAAAAGAAACCUGCCUGCAUCAAAGAGAAAAGUGGAGCCAAAUGCUAUUUAUUCAGCCACCCGAUAGACCCAGAAAGCACCUGGAACUACAGCCCUGAGUGGAACAAAUGUUUUGCUAUCAAUAUUUUCUUUUGUUUUAGUUUAAACCACAAUCUAAAAGCAGAAGAAUAAGGUAGUGACAUGUGUCAGAUAAAAAAGAGUUUCAGUGAGGUGUACCACAAGGACUCUGUCUGGGGCUAUUAAUAUUCUCUGUCUUCACCAAUGGUCUUCACUCACUUAUGUAUGCAAAUGAUACAACACUUUCCAACAUUUCCUACCAGCGUCAACUGAAGAAAUGCCUUGUACUUUGGAUAGGGAAUUACAAUCAGUUGUGAUGUUGGAAUUGGGUAACAAGCUAGGUCUUACUCUUUAAAAAACAAAAAGUAUUGUGUUUGGAUCAAAGUUUAGACC